Messenger RNA from Salmo salar (Atlantic salmon), 3826 nucleotides. RefSeq lists its product as uncharacterized. The record is from RefSeq and is a predicted model, not a curated record. Lineage: Eukaryota; Metazoa; Chordata; Actinopteri; Salmoniformes; Salmonidae.
GGAUUUUUCCCCCAAAUGACGUCACCCGGAAGUUAUUGCUAGCUGGCGUCAAGUAGUUUUCCACCGAUAUUCUCAUCCAAACAAACAAUUAUUUCAGGUAGCUAGGAAAUUCGUUUAAAUGUGUUUUACAUGUUCAUUUUGAACUUUAAUGAGUUAUUUAAAUAACGCAUGUGUCAGACAAACUCUUGAGUCUUUUAGAGUGCGUGUUAUCCUAGCUUGUAAGCUAGCUAACGUUACACUAGCCAUUGUCUUGGUUUGGAAAGUGACUACAGCUAAAUAGCCCACCAUGUCUGAACCGAGUUCUGGCUGUGGCAUUCCAGUCCAGAGAAGCUCACAGCCUGGUCCAGAGACUGUGUCAGUAAAGCUGGAGGACUGCGUCUCAGUGAAGCUGGAGGACUGCAGUCAAACACUGGAACUCAAUGUGAUUGUCAAAAAGGAGGAGAAGGGAGAUGUUAAAGAAGAACAGAGCAAAAUCAAAGAAGAUAAGGAAGAGGGGGAGAAGAGAGAGGUCCAAGUAGAAGAGGAGAGAAAUGCUGAUAUGUCUCCUCCAGGAGAGAGCUCCAACUCAGGCUCACUCAGCGAGCCCAGUACCACAGUAUCAGGAAACCACCGACAACAUAGAGGGAGGAACUCAAGACAGAAACAUCACCACUGCAUGGACUGCUUCACUAGUUUCUAUGAGCCAGAGGAGUUGAGAAAACACACUUGUAAAGACCGCAGCCACGGUGCAACAUGUCCUCCCAAACGGAAAAAGACUUCCAGCUCCUUCUCACCAAUCCUCCCACCAGUCCUCCCACAAUUUUCUUUCAUCAUCGUGUCAGCUAACGGGGAUCCUAGUAAACAUAAAGAUAUAUGUGAUGAGAGCUUGAACCAGGCCAGAAAACCAACAUCAAUCAGUAACCAUGUGGAUUUUCUCCUUACUAACCGUUACACUUUGUCACAGGAGGAGAAACUCCAGAUAAAAAGUCUCGGUCCCCACCAGCCACCUGAUGUAGAAAUAACACUUCCCCAACACAGAACAAAGGGAAAGGACCCGACCCGUUCAUUCAACCCCUCGUGGUUCCAUAAGAAAUCGUGGCUGACGGCUAGCGUCUCCAGAAAAGCGCUUUACUGCUUCCCGUGCCUUUUAUUCGGCAAAGAGGGCACUUGGUCAACGGUGGGUUUCAAGGACCUGAAGCACCUCUCCGAAAGGAUUUCCAAACAUGAGAGUUGUUGUACUCAUCUGGAAAACGGCAUGAAACUGGGAUUUCUAGGGAAGACUAACACCGCUGGUCAGCUGGUCAGCGUAAACCCAAGCUCCAUUGAGAUACACAACAGACAAACAGAGGAGAACAGGUACGUGCUGGGUAGAAUGGUCAAAUGCUACGUGCUGUGUGGAAGACACAUGGCUGCCACGUGGCGGAGCGGCCGGGUAGAGUCGGACUCUCUAAACACAUCCAUGUUUAAGUGCAUCUUUGAGACGAUGUGCGAGGGAGACUCGAGACUCCAGAGGCAUUACGACGCUCACGGCUUCUUUAAGCACCCAAGAGGCUAUGUACAAAACAAACUGUUUGACUGUAUGCACGAGGUGUACAAAGAGGCGAUUACCAAGGAGGUGUGGGCGGCUAGCUUCGUAGCGGUGCAGGUGGACGGCAUGCCGUGGACAGGGGAGGUCUCCUCUAGGGUGACAUUACCCCUAGCUACAGAUCUAGGAUCAGCGUCUCCAAUUCCAACCUUGACCAUUAGUGUGGAAAAUGCCAUACUGGCCCAAGAUCAGCUUCUUGGGCUAACAAUCUACUCCUGUACGCCACAGCAGGUCUCUGUCGUGCUACGGUACAUGCUUCCAGACAAUACCGUCACAGAGAGGUUUUGGGAGUUUGUGGACCUAAAGGAUAAAACGUCCGCCGGUCUCACCAACGCAGUCAAGGACUCGCUGGAACCACUGAAACUGGAGCACAAGCUGAUCGCUCAGACGUACGACGGGGUCGCGGCAGCAGCAGUGGACGGGGCCGACGUACGCGACCUGGAAACUCACCUGAAACGCACCUAUCCCAACGCUAACUUUGUGCACUGCUACGCUCACCCGCUACGUGUCACACUCCAACAGAUCUGCUCGGCGACAGCGACCCAACUCAAAGUGUUUUUUGCGGAUUUGUCUUUGUUCGAGACCUUCUUCAAAGAUCAGCCAAAGAGAGCUACAGCUGCAGGGUGGAACUGUGAGCGAGAAACGGUCAGUGUGGUUUGGGAGAAUCGCGUUGCUCUUCAGAAGUGUGUGGAGGAUAUUAGGACACAGCCGGUGUGGGACCAGGACUCUAUCAGAGAGGCUUAUGGCCUGUCAGCCAAACUCAGGGACCCCACGUUCCUACAACUGCUGGAAUUAUUCUAUUUGGUCAUGCAAGAGGUGGAUGUUCUCACUGUCAAUAUACUCAAAAGGGACAUUGUCGUGGCGGACAUCGAACAGGCAGUUGAUAGUUUCGAGAAGUACGUUCAGGCCCAACAGGGGAGAGCUGAGGCCACAGCACACGUAGGCUCCACGUCGGACAACGACAAGAGAGACACAAAGAGAACUGCAGCGGUCAUGAGGAAGGCAUGUGACAUCAUCGUCACACAUGUGCAUCACAGGUUUUCUCAAAGUAGUGACCAUUUAAUCGCAGCCAAACUGGUGAAUCCCACGCUCUUCUCUAAGUUCGUAGGCUGUUUCCCGUGCUCAGCCCUACAGUGUGCUGCCAAGCUAUGGCCGGUGGUUAACACUGGGAAGCUGAAAGAUGAAUUGACCUCUCUGUACCAACACACGGAGCUCCACAGGGGUACAACAGCGCUGUCUUUACUGAAAACAAUCAGCGAACUCAACCUCCAGGAUGUUUUGUCAGAGACGGUCUCUCUUCUCAAAAUCAUCAUCACCACUCCCAUGCAGACCGCCGAGUCUGAUAGAAGGUUCCCCACUCUGAAAAGAAUCCAGGCGUUGCCGUGUUCUCGGAACACCUCGGGAUCCGCGGUCGCUUGGCAACAGAACAAUGGCAGGCUAAAUGCACUGUCCAUGCUCUCUGUCGAGAAAGACUUAAUUCAAGGACUCAGGUCAGACUUUCACGACAAGGUCGUCGAUAAGUUUGUCCGAAAUAAAACCUGCCCUGGAGCCUUCCUGUUUAAAUGAGCAGUACAGCAUCUGAGAAAAAUCUGAGAAGGCUUGGGCUCUGUCUGUAUAUAGUAUAUACUGGGGGCUGUGUCUGUAUAUAGUAUAUACUGGGGCUGAGUGUCCCAAAUGGUGCACAAUUCCCUCUGUAGUGCACUACAUUUGACCAUGGGCCCUAUUCUGUAGUGCACUACAUUUGACCAUGGGCCUUAUGGGCUAUUCUAUUGAAUACAAAAUAAGUCCAUAGACUCCAGUAGAAUUCAGUUGUAAAUAAAAAAUGUGUAUACAUAAUUCAAAUCAGUAGAAGGGCUGGUUUGUAUUGACAUUAGAGGUCUUCACAGGUCCAGAUAUCAGCCAAGUUGCUCUUCUGGUUAAUUAAUAGGUCUUUAUGUUGGCUAGGCCUUCUAUAAGUCAAUCAUUUCACCUGAUUAGCGUAAAAUAUAUAUGCUAUAGACUAUGCAGAGCCGGGGUCGGGUCUAUCAGCUGUAGUUACGUAGACCCGAGAUCCGAUGACAAUCAAGCAGGACCCACCCUGAACCGAGGGACAUGUUAGAAUUUCAGACCAGAACGGCCCGGGUCUCGGGUAUAUGAAGACCUCUAAUUGACAUCCAAAGUUAACAAUAUGAGUGUGUUGUAAUGUUAUGAUCUGCUUGUAAACUGUGUAAAAUGUUGUCAACUAUCCUUCAACUGAAUUAUAAAUACAAACAGGUCCAACUG